AUGUUUGAUAUCAAACCCUCCAUCAUAAUUCUCAUAAUUUGCGCUUCUUUACUCGCCGCCGUUGUGAUUUUAUGUUGUUUAUGUAUAAUCAGAGGCCGUAGAAGGAAAGACUCAACACGGCCUACUCCAAGUGGAUCUAUUAGUUCAAGGCGGCCGCCGCCGCCGCCAUGGCCCCGACAAUCCUACUAUGAUGUUGAGUCCGGACAGGGCAUUCGAGCAUACAGACAGGACACUCUAAGAAGCGAACAAAGCGUUCCAUCAGACAGACAUGGCGCUCAAAGAAGCGAACGAUACAGUUUUCGAACAGACAGAUCACGAAGUAGUCAAAGCAGCGAACCAAGCGUUGGAAGAGACAAACAAAGUGGAUUCAAGGACGGCGGGAUGGCCAUCUUGGCUGGGGCUGGUGCUGCUAUGGCUGCUGCAGCUGCGGCCAUUGGUUUAAGUAGUGGAGGAGGACAAGAAUAUGGUGGCAAUGGUGAUGGUUAUUGGGGAGAUGGUAGUCGUACUGACGGCUAUGGCGAUAGUUGGGGCAAUGGCAAUCGGGACGGUGGAAGUGGCGGUGGUGGCGUUUGUGGCGCUGGCUGUGGAAGUGUCGGUGGUAGCGCUUGUGGCAGUACCGGUGGCAAUAACUACUCUCAACACUAA
Molecule: messenger RNA, 645 nt
Organism: Cucurbita pepo subsp. pepo (vegetable marrow)
Lineage: Eukaryota; Viridiplantae; Streptophyta; Magnoliopsida; Cucurbitales; Cucurbitaceae
Source: RefSeq, a predicted model, not a curated record